AUGGGCAGAUCGGUGUCCUCUACCACAUGUACAACAUUCGAGCAGGUGAUCGCCUUCGCAAAUUGCGUCGUCUGGCUGGUUGCUGCCUACGCGCUUUACGCUCGCUGGCAGGAGAAGAAAUACCUCGCAGAAGUUGAUGCCGCUCAAGCGCGAUGGGCCGCCGCAAUUGAGCGCCGAAAUAUCCUCAUGGAAGAGCGGACGAGACGACAAUUGGCUCUUGAGGAACAAGAAUACGAGAAGGACGAGGAGUUGAGGAAGAUGCUCUGGGAGCGUGAGCGGUUGCCUGAUGACGCUGACGAUUUGUGGUGA
This is a messenger RNA of Exophiala xenobiotica, 309 nucleotides long. RefSeq lists its product as uncharacterized. The record is from RefSeq and is a predicted model, not a curated record. NCBI's taxonomy places the organism in Eukaryota, Fungi, Ascomycota, Eurotiomycetes, Chaetothyriales, Herpotrichiellaceae. The transcript has a single exon. Bases 1 to 309 code for a protein of 102 amino acids.